AUGAUGAGCAGGAACGGGCCACCGCACGAGAGCGAUGCAGCACAGCACCAACAGGUUCAGGCACCGCGCAUCCACGAAGCGAUGGUGAGCAGGAACGGGCCACCGCGCGAGAGCGAUGCAGCACAGCACCAACAGGUUCAGGCACCGCGCAUCCACGAAGCGAUGGUGAGCAGGAACGGGCCACCGCGCGAGAGCGAUGCAGCACAGCACCAACAGGUUCAGGCACCGCGCAUCCACGAAGCGAUGGUGAGCAGGAACGGGCCACCGCGCGAGAGCGAUGCAGCACAGCACCAACAGGUUCAGGCACCGCGCAUCCACGAAGCGAUGGUGAGCAGGAACGGGCCACCGCGCGAGAGCGAUGCAGCACAGCACCAACAGGUUCAGGCACCGCGCAUCCACGAAGCGAUGAUGAGCAGGAACGGGCCACCGCACGAGAGCGAUGCAGCGCAGCACCAACAGGUUCAGGCACCGCGCAUCCACGAAGCGAUGAUGAGCAGGAACGGGCCACCGCACGAGAGCGAUGCAGCACAGCACCAACAGGUUCAGGCACCGCGCAUCCACGAAGCGAUGGUGAGCAGGAACGGGCCACCGCGCGAGAGCGAUGCAGCACAGCACCAACAGGAUCAGGCACCUCGCAUCCACGAAGCGAUGAUGAGCAGGAACGGGCCACCGCACGAGAGCGAUGCAGCGCAGCACCAACCGGAUCAGGCACCGCGCAUCCACGAAACGAUGAUGAGCGGGAACGGAUGGCAUCGUAUGGUGUUUCUUGGAGCAUACUUGGCAUCGUUUCUCGCAAGGGCAUUUUGCUGCAGCAUGCUGUCGGGAGAAGCAAUUGAUGCACUUACCUAA
Molecule: messenger RNA, 849 nt
Organism: Anopheles gambiae (African malaria mosquito)
Lineage: Eukaryota; Metazoa; Arthropoda; Insecta; Diptera; Culicidae
Exons: 2
Coding region: 1-849 (282 amino acids)
Source: RefSeq, a predicted model, not a curated record